AUGGUGAAAACAAAUAUUUGGAAGGUACCAUGGCUACCUUGCCCAUUAAAUGGAUACCUUACUACUAUCAUCUCGGUAGAGCUAAAGGACAAAAGGGUAGUGAAUUUACUAGAUGAAAGUAAGAAAGCGUGGGAUGAAGAUUUAUUGCAGGAUAUCUGUAAUGAGCGAGAUCGAGAGCUGAUAAGGAAAAUUCCAAUACCAAGAAGCAGUAAAGUUGACUCAUGGUUUUUGUUUUGUGAUGACAAAGGAGAAUUCUCAGUCAAAACUUGCUACAGGCUUAUUCGUGGAGAGAGAGAAUGCCUAGAUAAAAUGUUCUGGAAAAAAUUAUGGGGUCUUAAUCUCCCAGGAAAGGUUACAAAUUUUCUAUGGCGAUCAUGUCGAAAGGUGUUGCCUACUGCGGCUGCAUUAAGGGUGAAACAUGUAAAUAUUAGUGCUGUGUGCUCAUGGUGUCAAUCUGGGAUGGAGGAUGAUCGGCGCGUUCUAUUUCAAUGCAAUUUUUCUAGAGAGUUUUGGGAAAAAGUUGGACUUGCAGAUGUAGUAAAAGUAGUGCCAGGUGACACAGUCAUGUCUUUAUUAAAACGGGUGUUUCGGAUUGGUAGAAAAGAGCAGUAUAGCAUGGUGGGUUUACUGUGCUGGAACUUGUGGCACAGACGUAACAACUGGGUUUGGAACAAUGUUAACACUUCAAGCUUUGGAGUUUGUUCCAGGACGAUCAUUUUGGUGGAUGCUGUUAAUGGUAGGAGUGGACAGUCCUAUUUUCACACAAUCGUUGAUGAUUGUAAAGAUAUUCUGAAACACUUUAGUGAAGUGUUAGUAGUUUUUUCUUCUAGGUCUGCGAAUACGGUAGCACAUUUGUUAGCAACAGCUACCUAUUCUAUGUCAGGUCUUCAUGAGUGGUUAGCAACUGCUCAAGAUUUUAUUGCAUGUAAUAUUUCUUCUGAAGAAGCUUCGUAA
Molecule: messenger RNA, 954 nt
Organism: Daucus carota subsp. sativus
Lineage: Eukaryota; Viridiplantae; Streptophyta; Magnoliopsida; Apiales; Apiaceae
Exons: 2
Coding region: 1-954 (317 amino acids)
Molecular function (GO): RNA-DNA hybrid ribonuclease activity; nucleic acid binding
Source: RefSeq, a predicted model, not a curated record